This is a messenger RNA of Osmia bicornis bicornis, 680 nucleotides long. RefSeq lists its product as uncharacterized. Lineage: Eukaryota; Metazoa; Arthropoda; Insecta; Hymenoptera; Megachilidae. The record is from RefSeq and is a predicted model, not a curated record. The transcript has 4 exons. Bases 64 to 555 code for a protein of 163 amino acids.
GAAACAGAACAGUAGGAUAUUCUUUUUAAUAACUAUCAAGCGUUUUCAGUUGUAAACGCCAAAAUGCAAUCGUCCAUUCCAAAAUUGUUAUUAGUGUCCGUUUUAUGCGUUAUUCCUUACGUUAAGGCGGAGAACAAGGUAACUGUGGUUGAUUUUAAGGCGGACGUUCCAGGCAAUGAUAUUGUUGAUUCCUGGUCUCACGAUCUUACAAAUAAUCUUAUUAGCUCAAAUAUCAACAUAAAAAAGAAUUGUCCAGGUGCAAUAGAGGCUGAGAUAAAGGUAUAUCAAGGUGAUAAUCUAGUUAACCAAAUGGUUCAAAAUCUUAAACAACCAAUAAAGGAUUUCGAAAGUUACCAAAUUUGCGAAUCGAUUGAUAGUCCAGAUCUUGAAGAUGAUUCCUGCUCAAUCGCCGAAGGUGAACAAUCGGCGAAAAAUUGCGAUAUAAGUGGAUGGUUUAGUGACAUGUCACCUGGAGAUUACAAAGUCGAAUGCUCUUUUAAACAAGCUGAUGUAAUUACCACCCUCACUCUUAAUGUAAAAAUUGAAAGUGGUUAAAAGGGAAUAAUUUUACCGCAGCAUGUAUUUCUUAAAAUAUACAGUGUACUUAUAAAAUUAUAAUUAAUUUUUAGUAUUAGGAAAGUAAAUUGUCGCUUUUCAACAAUAAAGAUAUUAGCAAAGUA